GCUCUUAAUGCAUUCUGUAGGUUUAUACUCUGACUUCAAAACGAUUCUUAGUCUUCUUGCUAACUAAUUGGUUAUAGGCUGAGACGUCCACAGUGCGUCACGACGCUCUCCAUCUCUCAGUCUUCUCACCCUUCUCCCUCUCUCGCGCGGUGUCAGUCAUCCGCGAUGCUGGAGAGAGAGCCGGGGUCCGCGCCAAACAUGUCGGGGAUCACCGCUAAUGACGCCUGUAAUGACUGUUUAACAGCAGCGCAGCAUCUGAACUCCACGGAAAUUCACUCCCAUUCUCACAUUGAUGAAGACGAUGAACUUCUCAAGUACAUCUGGAGGGAAUAUUUGCAUCCCAAACAGUAUGAAUGGGUGCUCAUAGCUGGAUAUAUCAUAGUUUUCCUUGUGUCUCUGGUCGGAAACACAUUGGUCUGUUUUGCAGUUUGGAAAAACCAUCACAUGCGCACGGUGACCAACUACUUCAUCGUGAACCUGUCCUUCGCAGACAUCAUGGUCACAAUCACAUGUCUUCCUGCAAGUCUUGUGGUGGACAUUACAGAAACCUGGUUCUUCGGACAGACCCUGUGCAAGAUACUACCUUACUUACAGACAAUCUCUGUGUCUGUAUCGGUUCUGACACUGAGCUGCAUUGCCCAAGAUCGCUGGUACGCUAUCUGCCACCCCCUGAAGUUCAAAAGUACUGCCAAAAGAGCCCGCAAGAGUAUCAUUCUGAUCUGGCUGGUUUCCUGCGUCAUCAUGAUUCCACAAGCCAUUGUCAUGGAAUGCAGCAGUUUGCUCCCAGAGCUCACCAACAAAACCAGCCUGUUCACCGUCUGUGAUGAGCAGUGGGCAGAUGAAAUCUACCCUAAAGUGUACCACACCUGCUUCUUUAUUGUCACUUAUUUUGCUCCAUUAUGUUUGAUGGUCCUGGCAUACAUUCAGAUCUGUCACAAACUCUGGUGUCAACAGAUUCCUGGAACAUCAUCUGUGCUUCAAAGGAAAUGGAAGUCGCUGCAGUGUUCCGCCCAUGCUGUAGGCUCGGGAGAAUCGGUGAAGGUGAGAACCAGCACCGUCUCAGCGGAGAUCAAACAGGUUAAAGCUCGACGGAAGACGGCACGCAUGCUGAUGGUAGUGCUGUUUGUGUUUGCACUCUGUUAUCUGCCCAUCAGUGUUCUCAACAUCAUGAAGAGAGUAUUUGGCGCUUUUAAGAACACAGACAACAGAGAGACUGUCUAUGCCUGGUUCACCUUCUCACACUGGCUUAUAUACGCCAACAGCGCCGCCAAUCCAAUAAUCUACAAUUUCCUCAGUGGUAAAUUUCGAGAGGAGUUCAAAGCAGCGUUCAUCUGUCAUUGCUCCGGUAGAGAUGAGACACACCAGGAGAGAGUCAGAGUGAGAACUAGCACAGAUAGCCGCAAAUCCCUGUCUACCCAAGUAAACAACUUUGACAACAUCUCCAGGAUAUCUGACCAGGCUGUGUAGCUCCAUCAUGAGAAGGGUUUGCUGGGUUAAUCCUGCAGGGAGCCACUUCACCAGUCACCACCGCCGACUAGAAGAACACAGUGCCGUAUGUUUUGACCUGGGAGAUUUACGGAUGGAAGGAUUGAAUAGACCUAUUAGCCCCUGUGAAUUACCCAGACUUUUUGAAAAUGACAUUGUGUCUAGCGUAAGAGCACAUGAACCUUCAGUUGAAUUGAGAUUUUUAGCCAAGGGGUUAUUUUUCUGCUCACCGCAACAUGUUCCCCACAAUCCCCAGAGAUGAUGUACAUGAAAAUAAUGGCAUGGCUCUGAAACACAUCGUUGAUGUUAGGCUGCAUUCUUCAACUCAAGAUUGAAAGCCAAUGAUGAUAGAAGGGAAGCACAAAAAUAAAUCAUUUUUAAAGGUGAUGUGUGUCAUUUUCCACACUGUAAAAAAUGCUUUUCUUACUUAGAUUGUUUUGUCUUGUUUCCAGCAAAAAAACAUUUAAAAACAUUCUUAAGACAAGUAAAAAUAGUCUUGUUUUCAGAAAAAAACAAGUCAAAAUUAAGUGAGUUUUUGCUUGAAACAAGCAAAAUAAUCUGCCAAUGGGGUAUGCAAAAUAAUCUUGUUUUCUGUUUGAAAUAAGAUUAUUUUGCUUACUGUUCUUUUAAUUUUGACUUGUUUUUUUAUGUAGAGAUAACUAUAAGUAAAUAAUCUGUGAGUUAUCUGAGAAGUGUAAAGACAGCAGCACCACUGAAACAUUGCUCUGUUUGUUUGAGCAGCCUAACCAGCUGAAUUCAGUGAUACUGGCUCACCAGUCAUGUGAAUUUUGGAUGGUGUGGUACUCUUUGUUUGACAGGCCAGCGGCAGAUGCAUUCAGGAAGCCUUUUUGAAAUCAAACAGUAUUUUUGGAAAUAACACACUUCAGAGAACAGGUCGCACUUUACACAAUGCAUGCAUCAACUGCUUCAAGC
Messenger RNA from Onychostoma macrolepis, 2418 nucleotides. It is a transcript of the gene hcrtr2, whose product is annotated as hypocretin (orexin) receptor 2. The coding region runs from base 166 to 1467 and encodes 433 amino acids. The record is from RefSeq and is a predicted model, not a curated record. Gene Ontology annotation, molecular function: orexin receptor activity. Lineage: Eukaryota; Metazoa; Chordata; Actinopteri; Cypriniformes; Cyprinidae. Gene Ontology annotation, cellular component: membrane. The transcript is spliced from 7 exons. Gene Ontology annotation, biological process: G protein-coupled receptor signaling pathway; circadian sleep/wake cycle process; feeding behavior.